Messenger RNA from Lontra canadensis (Northern American river otter), 1979 nucleotides. It is a transcript of the gene PIGQ, whose product is annotated as phosphatidylinositol glycan anchor biosynthesis class Q. Gene Ontology annotation, cellular component: endoplasmic reticulum; membrane. The transcript has 11 exons. Gene Ontology annotation, biological process: GPI anchor biosynthetic process. The record is from RefSeq and is a predicted model, not a curated record. NCBI's taxonomy places the organism in Eukaryota, Metazoa, Chordata, Mammalia, Carnivora, Mustelidae. Bases 11 to 1897 code for a protein of 628 amino acids.
GCCGGCGGAAAUGGGGGUCGGGUCCCGCGGCGCGGCAGCGGCGGGGCUGGGGGCGGCUAGCGCCGCAGUCCGUCCCGGCCCGCCCGACGCGGUCCGCCACCCCGUCCCGACCCCGCCGCCCGAGGGCGCGGCCCUGGCGAGCAGCCGCCCGCCCGGCAUGGUGCUCAAGGCCUUCUUCCCCACGUGCUGCGCCUCCGCCGACAGCGGCCUGCUGGUAGGACGGUGGGUCCCGGAGCAGAGCAGCGCCGUGGUCCUGGCCGUGGUGCACUUUCCCUUCAUCCCCAUCCAGGUGAAGGAGCUGCUGGCCCAGGUGCAUCAGGCCGGCCGUGUGGGGCUGGCUGUGCUGGGCACCUGGUGCCACCGCCGCCAGGAGGCUGAGGAGCGCCUGGGGCCCUUCCUGGAGGGCCUGGGCACCAUCUUCUCCCACGAGCCCUGGCUGCAGCUGUGCCGGGAGCGGACCAGCGGGCUCUGGAGCUGCAAGGCCACCUGCCAGCAGGGGCCGGCCCGCCCCGGCAUCAAGGACCAGGUCAUGCUCGUGUUCUACGACCAGCGCCAGGUGCUGCUGUCCCAGCUGCACCCGCCCGCAGCGCUGCCCGACCGCCAGGCCAGGGACGCCGCGGCCAGCGCCGAGGGCUUGGCUGCCGUCUUCGACACGGUGGCGCGCAGUGAGGCGCUCUUCCGGAGCGACCGCUUUGACGAGGGCCCCGUGCGGCUGAGCCACUGGCAGUCGGAGGGCGUGGAGGCGAGCAUCCUCGCGGAGCUGGCAAAGCGGGCCUCGGGGCCCGUCUGCCUGCUGCUGGCCUGCCUGCUGUCACUCAUCUCAGCCGCCAGCGCCUGCCGGGUGCUCAAGCUGUGGCCACUGUCCUUCAUCUGGAGCAAGCUGUCUGUGUGUGGGCAGCUCGGGCACCGACUGGAGCAGCUCGCGCUCGUCUUCAGCACCCAGAAGGCCGAGAACCCCGCCCAGCUGAUGAGGAAGGCCAACGUGCUUGUCUCUGUGCUUCUCGAUGUGGCCCUCGGCCUUGCACUGCUGUCCUGGCUUCAUGGGAAGGACCGCAUCGGGCAGCUGGCGGAGGCCGUCGUCCCUGUGGCUGAUCACGUGGCCGAGGCGCUCCAGCACCUGCUGCAGUGGCUGAUGGGAGCACCCGCUGGGCUGAAGAUGAACCGGGCGCUGGACCAGGUGCUGGGCCGCUUCUUCCUGUACCACCUGCACCUAUGGAUCAGCUAUGUCCACCUCCUUUCCCCCUUCAUUGAGCACAUCCUGUGGCAUGUGGGCCUCUCGGCCUGCCUGGGGCUCACGGUCGCCCUGUCCACCCUGUCCGACAUCAUCGCCUUGCUCACCUUCCACAUCUACUGCUUCUACGUCUACGGGGCCAGGCUGUACUGCCUGAAGAUCUGCGGCCUGUCCUCGCUCUGGCGCCUCUUCCGGGGAAAGAAGUGGAACGUUCUGCGCCAGCGCGUGGACUCGUGCUCCUAUGACCUUGACCAGCUGUUCGUCGGGACUCUGCUGUUCACCGUGCUGCUCUUCCUGCUGCCCACCACGGCCCUGUACUACCUGGUGUUCACCUUGCUCCGGCUGCUGGUGGUGGCCGUGCAGGGCUUGAUCCAUCUGCUUGUGGACCUCGUCAACUCCCUGCCGCUCUACUCGCUUGGCCUCCGGCUCUGCCGGCCCUACAGGCUCGCAGCGGGCGUGAGGUUCCGAGUCCUGGAGUGCGAGGCUGGCAGGCCCCUCCGCCUCCUGAUGCAGAUAAACCCCCUGCCCUACGGUCGUGUGGUGCACGCCUACCGCCUGCCCAGCUGCGGCUGCCACCCCACGCACUCCUGGGGCUCCCUGUGCCGCAAGCUGUUCUUCGGGGAGCUCAUCUACCCCUGGAGGCAGAGAGGGGACAAGCAGGACUGAGAGGCCCCUGUGGCUGGCCUGCCCAGCACCACCGUGCGGCCUCACUCGGCCCUCGUUCUCACCGGGGGUGCGGACCGUCAGG